Messenger RNA from Fusarium fujikuroi IMI 58289, 2490 nucleotides. Its product is annotated as related to Leucine Rich Repeat domain protein. Bases 1 to 2490 code for a protein of 829 amino acids. Gene Ontology annotation, cellular component: cytoplasm. Lineage: Eukaryota; Fungi; Ascomycota; Sordariomycetes; Hypocreales; Nectriaceae. The transcript has 3 exons. The record is from RefSeq and is a predicted model, not a curated record. Gene Ontology annotation, molecular function: protein kinase binding.
AUGGAUUCAGAAGACGGAGAACUGUUCAUAAAGCAACUUGCCGGCUAUGUUCGGACGCACGAGAAGGCUUUGGCCAACGCUCUUCAACUACGCCGCCAAGUCCGUCAUAAGCCAUCUCAGAGUACAGGCUCAGCGACCCUCCUCUCCCAAACUUCCACUUCGCUUCCCGAACGACCAUCUACCUCCGCUUCCACAUCGAGUUCGCUCGCAGCUGCAUUGUCGCUCGGAACCCUAAACUUCACAUCACAUAAUGCCAAAUCUGUAAAAUUGGCUCUCACGCCUCAUCACCUAUUUUACCUGCUUUCCCGCUUCGAAGAACUCGGCAUCAGUGUCGGUCCUAUGAAAGUCCGGCUUGAAAAUCUCCACGACAGUUCAUCCUCUGCCAACUAUGUUUCUUUCCUCAGUAAUACCCAGCGAUCGAGGAGCAAAGGCUCGGAUAUUGAUUCAAUACACUCUGUCUCGAGUAUACGAAGUGUCAUGUCGGGCAUGUCUGCAUUAUGGUCGAGUUUCGGUAUCGGGGCCAGUAUAUCCGCUGCCCGGACCGAACGCCAAAAAGCCGCCCUGGAAGCUGACAUGAAAUACCUCUAUUCUGCUUUUACCAAGAUUCCUUGCUUGAGAUUGGCUCCAGAUUGGCGUGCCCGCCUGAUUCGAGGUUAUGAAGAGUUUCCAUUUGAUUCGGCUGUACCCCUAUACGUUUUCAAGAAUCUGCAGGCUCUCGAACUACGUUCUCUUACUCUGAAACGUGCCGGUAUUGAGGACCCCGCGGACAUCUUGAUUGACAUCGUCUUGGAUGAUAUGGACAAACGCCGUCGACGAGUCUCCAAAUCCCAAUCCUCGCCCACUUCAGUUUGGACGGGUAGUGGCAGUCCUCGUCGUAAUAUUGCCCACCCCGAGCUUCACCGAGCCGUGUCUGCUCCAAGCUCUCCUGGUGCACACGUCGACAUGCGGGUCGGUUCGUUGACCCCAAGUGAACAUGCUAUCGAAGAGAGCAGCCGUAGGCAGUCUUUGAGCAAGGAUGACGAGCAAGAUGACACCCCACAAACUGUGCACAAAUCUUCUCGUCCCAGGAGCAACUCACCUCCGCGCCCUACCAGCUCUCGAACGCAAUCACAUCCUGUUCGAGGUAACCAUCACCGCAUGAGGCGAUCCGGAUCUGGUAGCUCUCAUUCCAGCCUUUCCGAUUCUUGGACAGUUCAUCACCAUUCUCGAGGUAGCUCUGGUAACUUACUUGCCAUGGGCGUCCUCCCCACUUCAAAGUGGCGCUUUUUGCGACAUUUGAGUCUGGCUGACAAUUCCAUGACCUCUAUUCCGCAAAAUAGUCUCUCACCCCUAUCCAACACACUCUACUCUCUGGAUAUUUCCUCCAACCUCUUUAGCCAGGUUCCAGACAGUUUGGCUACCCUAACCGCCCUCAGAGCUCUAAACUUGUCUCACUGUAUGAUCGACUCUCUCCAGUCAUUGACCCGCAACCCUCUUCCUGCCAUCACAGCUCUCAACCUUCGAGCAAACAGGCUCCAGAGCCUUGCUGGCGUUGAGAAGUUGGUUCCUCUUGAGAGACUCGAUUUGAGAGAUAACCGUCUAGUCGACCCAAUGGAACUGGCGAGAUUGACAGGUAUCCCCGACAUCCACGAGAUUUGGGUUGAGGGCAAUCCCUUUACUCGUACCCACAAGGAUUAUCGCAUCACCAUCUUUAACCUCUUCCGCAAAGCUACAGGCUAUACUGACGACGUGAUUAUUGAUGGCAGUGGUCCAAGUUACGUUGAAAGACGAUCAAUGGUUGACCGCCCCCCUAUCCCCGACUCCAUCCCUGUCGUCAAGCCACAGGUCCCUGAGGUACCUACUGUCGAUGUCAGCAAGCCUGCCAUUAUUUUCAACCCUCCCAAAGAGCCAGCUGUCCUCCGAAAGGAACGGCCUACGCCUAAGGCUGUCAUGAGUGAAAUCAACACCAGCUCGACACGUCGGCGAAAGACUCCAAAGAGGCGAAUCGUGGAUUUGGCCACUUCUGAUACCCCAUCCUUCCCAACCCCAGUCGAGGUUCAAGUAGCGAAGCCGGCUAGUAAGCAGCCCAAGUCUCCGCUCACUAACGACGGAAACUACCGGAUAUCCCAGCAACCUGAAGGCCAGGUUUUGUCGCCGCCCACAUUAUCGACCGACUCGCAAGUUGUCAGCUCACCUGAAGUACCACGACUUGACACCAACAUCUUUACCAACAUCCCAGCUGCUUACUCAUCUAACGAUGACGCUUCCACUUGGAAGGAAUCCCAGGACUGGGAUGCUGGUGGUGAAAUGUACCGUCAGAAGAUUGAGGCGUUGCGUAAUACUGUCGGUAAUAGCUACCUUUCUGUCUUGAGCGAAGAGACUUGGACUACCAGCCGCCCGGCAGAUUUUUCCACACCUAAUGUCCCAUCCGGUACAGCUAUGCGCACAGCACACACUCCUAUCCACGCCCCUCAGGCUCAAGCCAUACAUAGUGGUCGGACCUUGGGCUGA